Messenger RNA from Vigna unguiculata (cowpea), 1202 nucleotides. RefSeq names its product borneol dehydrogenase, mitochondrial-like. Gene Ontology annotation, molecular function: oxidoreductase activity, acting on the CH-OH group of donors, NAD or NADP as acceptor. The record is from RefSeq and is a predicted model, not a curated record. NCBI's taxonomy places the organism in Eukaryota, Viridiplantae, Streptophyta, Magnoliopsida, Fabales, Fabaceae.
GCAAGUUCAUCUUAGUACAGAGCUAUAUAUAAACAUACAUAUACAUAUAUUCAUCUUUCUUCUGCAAUUCAGAGAAAAAAAAAAACUCAUCCAUCAUGGCAAGUGUCAACUCAGCUGCUGCCACUAUCAGAAGGCUUGAGGGGAAGGUGGCGAUUAUCACUGGUGCUGCCAGCGGCAUAGGUGAGGCCAUUGCAAGACUCUUCUCACAGCAUGGAGCUCAUGUGGUGAUAGCUGAUAUUCAAGACGAUGUGGGACUUUCUCUCUGCAAGGAGUUGGAAUCCGCUAUAUAUGUUCAUUGCGAUGUCACAAAUGAAGAAGACGUUGAAAACUGCGUGAACAUGGCAGUUUCCAAGUACGGGAAGCUCGACAUCAUGCUCAAUAACGCAGGUCAAUGCAACGAGUUCAAACGAAGCAUUCUGGACAACACAAAGUCUGAGUUCGAGAGAGUGAUAAGAGUGAACAUGGUUGGUCCAUUUCUGGGAACAAAGCACGCUGCAAGGGUCAUGAUUCCUGCUAAAAGUGGCUGCAUAAUAAACACAGCGAGUGUUGCAGGAUGCAUAGGUGGAGGCGCUACACAUGCCUACACCAGUUCAAAGCAUGGCCUUGUGGGACUUACCAAAAACACUGCAGUGGAGCUUGGACAAUUCGGUAUUCGUGUGAACUGUGUGUCCCCUUAUGUGGUUGCGACACCGAUGUUGGAUAAAUACUUCAAUCUUAAUGAAGAAGGAGUUCGUGAGGCUUAUUCCAACCUAAAAGGUUCUUAUCUUGUGACCAACGAUGUGGCCGAAGCUGUUCUUUAUUUGGCAGGUGAUGAGUCUAAGUAUGUUAGUGGUCACAAUCUUGUGUUGGAUGGGGGAUUCUCCAUUACAAAUGCAGGAUUUUCUCCUUGGCAGUCUCAGUAAAAGUAUUGUCUUUAAAGAACUAUGUUGUCGGUGUUUUGGGUUGGUGACUGUUCAGAAACUAUACCAGCCAACAACAUGUGUGAAGGGAGAAGGCAAUAGAUAAGCCGUUUUCGUAUUUGUACGCAAAACUAAAGAUACGUUGAAUGAUGUUUUAUUUUUCAUACACGCGACAUAUAGAGCUUUAGGAAUUUGUUUUGUUAUUCCUCCAGUGAUUAAAGGUGGAGAAAUUAUAGAGAGGAGGGGAUGAAAACAUUGUUGAAUCCACGUCUUGGCUACGAAUAAUUAUAUAAGUUUAAUAAA